Rodentolepis nana is the source of this 3030-nucleotide messenger RNA. The record is from the annotation of a GenBank genome assembly. Lineage: Eukaryota; Metazoa; Platyhelminthes; Cestoda; Cyclophyllidea; Hymenolepididae.
AUGGAGCAUAAUAAGCUAAACCUGAUCGAAUUGAUGAUUCCAGAGGAGAAAAGCAAUGAUUCAAACAUCAAUAAUCCCUCUGUCAUGGAAUUAAUACGCAAUCUAAUAUCUGGAAGGGCUUCUCCGCCUUUUGGAACUAGAGAACCAAUCCUCUACCAUCUCCUUCGCAGUUGCUUACUCGCUGAAGAUCUCGUAAAGAUCUCCAUUGUCCUACAUAUUUCCAUUCUUUCGAAUUGCUACAACCGAAAUCUGGAUCUCCUUCAACAAACUUCAAAAAUUCAGCAUAUCUGGAAGCGUCGAUCUACCUCUAAAUUGCAACGACGACAGGCUUCCUUCACAGAAAGAAUUUUCGCGCCAGGUGCUGGACAGUCGAGUAAUUUUAGCAGUGUUCGUCUUAGACGUCUUGGAAAGCGAAUACAAAGGCGGCGUCUUGCUCAUAAUAAUGAUUCCUUCUUCGGACAAGGUUGUGAGGAUGCAACCAUUUCAGAUUCUGAACUCGAAUACACCUCAAGCAGCGAACAGUCCUGUACAACAGUGAUUUACCUUGGAGGCUCACAUCCCCUUAGGAAGUUAAACGCUCCGGAAAGAGUUAAAAGAGUACCUUUGGAGGAAAAGAAAGAGCCUAUUUCAAAAGCGGAGGAGAAAGCGGAACCAGCGCAAGUUCGAUCCCCAAUGCUCUUGCAUCAUCGACGGUUCAAGAGUCGUGGGGGGCAUAAGGCGCCUACUGGGACAAUCACCAAUGAACUUUGGGUGGAUGGACCAAAUGCGAUAACCGCUAUUCCACUCACUCAACGAGCUGUGGAUAAGACAUUGCAUUCAUCAUCGAGAGAUCGAAGUGAAUCGAUAUCUGAAAGGGAGCAGUCCUCUGGAACUCGUGGACGGAGUAAUACCACCGAAAAAGGCAUUCCGGACGGAAAAGCCUUCAAUAAUCACGAAAACUUUGAGCGUCAAAUUGAGUCUCGAAUGCGCAAGUUGAAUUGGUCUAACGAUCCGCAAGACAGUGCCAAGAUUGCUAAACAACUAGAAGCGCUUAUCACUCCGAAAACCGAUCGAAAAGUGAGAACAGGCGAAUCCUUUCGAGAAUCGAGACAACACAAGCAAACUGACCAAAUCCAACAGACUUUAAAUACCUCCGAUUUUCCAACACUGCCGAACUGGAAAUAUGACGCCAUUUCAGCUGUAGCCGCUGGUAAUAUGCGUGGAGUCAAACCCUUCGUGAAGGAAUGGGUGGAGAAGCAGAAUCAAGCAAUUGCAAAUUACCUCGUUGAACAGUCGGUGUCUCCCAAACACGGCAGUAAACCAUCCCGAGGUGCUACGAAGGCAGAUGUCCACUGUCAUGCAGCGAAUAAGACUUCCGAAACACCACAGCCUUCUCGAAAACAUAGGAAUCAUGAGACCAAGAAGCAAGCGGAGGCAGAUGACCUGCUAUUAAAGGCGAACGACUCUGCCUCUCAUUCUCAAAGUCUUCCAAGACAUGUUCCCCCUGAGAUGCUCUGGACAACUCAACAUCAUCCUGUUGGCCCAGCACCGGACAAUUUGAGUAGAGUAGCUCAAUGGGUUGAAUCCGUGUCCACAUCAGAACAAAAUCACCAUGCAAUACCGAAAGGCUGUCCUAAACAUUCACUUCAAAGCUCGCCAUUGUGUAAAAGUUGUAAUAAAACAUCCCCCACCUCCAAUCCUCCCGAAUCUCCUGAAAUUCCGGUUCGAGUAAAUUCAGCUCCUGCUGCUCGCUUUCGAUCUCAUCAUGGAGCCAGGGCGAUUCAUACCAUAGAGGAGUGUCAGAAACCCAACCUCAAUUCUACUAAAGCCCCUUCAGAUCCUCGAAAACCAGACGGUGCUUCGGAUCCAGGAAUUCAUAGAGAUAGGUCUUUCAGCUCAAUUAGUGGGGUAAAUACUAAUGCUGAGGGUCCAAAGACGUCACCUCUAAGAAAACCUGUAUUAAAGCGUUUCGCUGAUCUUUUCGUUUGUUCACCAAGUGUGAAUCGGAGACGACAACAUUCUGGUUCACAUCAUCAACAACCUCAACAACAGCCCUCUGGACAUGUUAGCAAGAUGUGUGUUCCAUUUUUCGGUGGAGUUUCAGCAGAGAGUGGAACUGGUGAGUUGGAAGCCGGACCAAAUGAAGGAGAUCUCACGAUCGAUUCCGUUGGAAUGCUCUUUACUUCAAUGAGUAAAGGGAGUGAGACUGCCGGAGAUGAAAGUUUAUUUCUUGAGCCAGAGAAAAUCCGUCGAACGGCGUCCAGUGGUAACCAACAAAGUGCUGAGAAACUUAACGAGGAAACCCAACUGGGAAGAUUGCGGAUAAAGGAGGCUGGAACAAAGCAUCGAUUUGGUUUUUUACAGAGUCCCCUCUUCAGUAAACGUAGUACAGAAAGAUAUACAUUUCCAACGGAAUCUGUGAAUCCUUCUCAAACAACGCCCUCGUCUAAAUACACUUAUCCAGUUCAAGCAGCAAACCAGCAUCAUCAACAAGAUAGUAUUGCAUUUCAUUGCCAAGUAGUCCUUGAAAAACCACCUCAUACACCCCACUGUCACCAUAAAUGUGUAUCCCAAAGUUCAAGUAGUGGAUUGGGGAGUGAACACAGCGAACAACACUCCCUAAGGUGCCAUUGUUCCGGAGUCCAAACUGGAAGUCGGAUGCGACGAUGUCGAAUGAGGACUCACAGAAAUCGAACUGGAGUUAUCGGAAACCCUGAAGUUGAACAAGAAGGAAUUGUUUCCACGAAGUAUACCAAUGGGGAACAUGCGAGUAGUGGAUAUGAGAGUGUUCUACGGGAUGAUAGCGAACUCUCCUCGCAAUCGUCCAGUGGUGGAUCGUAUCCAUGGCCUCCAGUUGGGGCUAAGGAAGCGGGAUGUCAAACUACUCCAGGUGACUUUGCGGCCAGUGCACUUGUGAUGUCCCAGACGUCUGCGACGAUUCCCGAAGUCCUUACAGGGUCUUUUACAGACACAGUCACAGUUUCACAAACUGGAGACACAAUGCAGGCAUCAACAACUUCAAGAAGUAAUCAAUUUUUUUAUUCAAAUUAA